AUGGCUGUCCUACAUCGUCUUGCUCCAUUGGUGAAGAAAAUCCGCGAGGCAGAAGUUUUGGGGAUGGCUGAUAAGCUCUGUGAUAAGUUGCUUAAUGGGAAAGACCAGCAUCGCGACAUUGCAAGCAUAGCUUUGAAGACAAUUAUCUCUGAAGUCCCUACCUCAUCUGUUGCACAAUCUGUUCUUAUUUCGGUCUCUCCAAAGUUGAUAAAGGGGAUAACUGGCGUUGGAAUGAGCACUGAGGUAAAAUGUGAAUGUCUCGAUAUUCUAUGUGAUAUUCUUCAUAAAUUUGGGAACCUGAUGGCAUCAGAUCAUGAGCUGCUAUUAGGUGCUCUAUUGCCUCAGCUGAGUUCCAAUCAAGCCAGUGUUAGAAAGAAGGCUGUUUCAUGUAUUGCCUCUUUGGCUUCAAGCUUAUCAGAUGAUUUGUUGGCAAAGACCACAGUUGAAGUUGUUCGGCUUUUGAAAAAUAAGGGAGCCAAACCUGAAAUGAUUCGUACAAACAUUCAGAUGAUAGGGGCUUUAAGCCGCGCCGUUGGUUAUCGUUUCGGUCCCCAUCUUGGAGACACAGUUCCACUCUUAAUUAACUACUGCACAAGUGCGUCGGAGAAUGAUGAGGAGCUUCGUGAGUACAGCUUGCAGGCACUGGAGAGUUUUCUACUUAGGUGCCCUAGAGAUAUUUCUUUUUACUGUGACGAAAUUCUGCAUCUUACUCUGGAGUUUCUUAGUUAUGAUCCUAAUUUUACUGAUAAUAUGGAGGAAGAUACUGAUGAUGAAAGUCAAGAGGAGGAGGAGGAGGAUGAAAGUGCUAAUGAAUACACCGAUGAUGAGGAUGUGAGCUGGAAAGUUCGAAGAGCUGCUGCCAAAUGCUUAGCAGCCUUAAUUGUUUCUCGUCCUGAGAUGCUCUCAAAGCUGUAUGAGGAGGCUUGUCCAAAGUUGAUUGAUAGAUUUAAAGAAAGGGAAGAAAAUGUCAAGAUGGAUGUAUUCAAUACAUUCAUUGAGCUACUGCGUCAAACAGGAAACGUCACAAAAGGGCAGGUUGACGUAAAUGAAUCAAGUCCCAGAUGGGUAUUGGAGCAAGAAGUACCCAAAGUUGUUAGAUCUAUAAAUAGACAGCUACGUGAGAAGUCUAUCAAGACGAAGGUUGGUGCCUUUUCAGUUCUGAAAGAGCUUGUGGUUGUCUUGCCUGACUGCCUUGCUGACCACAUUGGGUCUCUUAUUCCAGGGAUUGAAAAAGCACUGUGUGACAAAUCCUCUACCUCAAAUUUGAAGAUUGAGGCUCUUAUAUUUACAAGAUUAGUCUUAACCUCACAUUCGCCUUCUGUUUUCCACCCUUACAUCAAGGCCAUUUCUAGUCCUGUUAUAGCUGCUGUUGGUGAGCGUUAUUAUAAAGUUACAGCAGAGUCAUUAAGAGUGUGUGGGGAGCUUAUUCGUGUUGUACGUCCAAAUAUUGAGGGUUAUGGUUUUGACUUUAAACCCUACAUACAUCCGAUAUAUAAUGCCAUCAUGGCUCGAUUGACGAAUCAAGAUCAAGAUCAGGAGGUGAAGGAGUGUGCUAUUUCUUGCAUGGGGCUUGUCGUGUCAACAUUUGGUGAUAACCUCGGAGCAGAAUUACAUGCAUGCCUUCCUGUUCUUGUGGACCGAAUGGGAAAUGAGAUAACUCGACUUACAGCUGUGAAGGCUUUUGCUGUCAUUGCUGCUUCACCACUGCACUUGGACCUAUCAUGUGUUUUGGAUCAUGUUAUUGCAGAGUUAACCGCAUUCUUAAGGAAGGCUAAUCGAGCUUUGAGGCAGGCAACACUGGGGACGCUGAAUACCCUAAUUGUUGCUUAUGGGGAUAAAAUUGGUUCAGCUGCUUAUGAAGUUAUUAUUGUGGAGCUCUCUACUCUGAUAAGUGACUCAGACUUGCAUAUGACGGCUCUAGCGCUGGAACUUUGCUGUACCUUGAUGGCAGACAGAAGGUCAAUCCCCAAUGUUGGUUUGACAGUCAGAAAUAAAGUUCUUCCUCAAGCACUAACUUUAGUAAGAAGCUCAUUGCUUCAGGGGCAAGCUCUUUCGGCUCUACAAAGCUUUUUUGCUGCCUUGGUUUACUCGGCAAACACAAGCUUUGAUGCUCUGCUGGAUUCUCUUAUUUCAACAGCUAAACCAUCUCCUCAAUCUGGCGGUGUUGCAAAGCAGGCCUUGUUUUCCAUAGCUCAAUGUGUAGCCGUUCUCUGCCUUGCUGCAGGUGAUCAGAAAUGUUCAUCUACAGUGAAAAUGCUUACAGACAUACUAAAAGAUGAUAGCAGUACCAAUUCGGCUACCCAGCACCUUGCCUUGCUUUGUUUGGGAGAGAUUGGAAGAAGGAAAGAUCUAAGCUCGCAUGCACAUAUAGAGAAUAUAGUUAUUGAAUCCUUUCAAUCUCCUUUUGAAGAGAUAAAGUCUGCUGCCUCUUACGCUCUUGGAAAUAUUGCUGUUGGUAAUCUAUCAAAAUACUUGCCAUUUAUUUUGGACCAGAUUGAUAAUCAGCAGAAGAAACAAUAUCUCCUGCUUCAUUCUUUGAAGGAGGUUAUUGUGAGACAGUCUGUGGAUAACGCGGAGUUUCAGGAUUCUAGUGUGGAGAAGAUACUUAAUUUGCUAUUUAACCAUUGUGAAAGUGAGGAAGAAGGUGUUCGCAAUGUGGUAGCUGAGUGUCUGGGAAAAAUUGCCCUUAUUGAACCUGCCAAACUUGUUCCUGCACUUAAGGAGCGAACAAGUAAUCGGGCUGCAUUCACUAGAGCAACUGUUGUCAUUGCUGUAAAAUAUGCUAUAGUUGAGCGACCAGAAAAGAUAGAUGAGAUUAUUUACCCUGAGAUCUCAUCAUUCCUGAUGCUUAUCAAGGAUCACGACCGGCAUGUUAGGCGUGCAGCUGUCUUGGCCUUAAGUACGGCAGCUCAUAAUAAGCCAAACCUCAUAAAGAGCCUGCUUCCAGAAUUAUUACCACUUCUUUAUGACCAGACAAUUGUGAAGCAAGAAUUGAUAAGAACAGUCGAUCUUGGUCCUUUCAAGCACACAGUGGACGAUGGACUGGAGUUGAGGAAAGCUGCCUUUGAAUGUGUAGACACAUUGUUAGACAGUUGCCUUAAUCAAGUGAACCCUUCAUCUUUCAUUGUUCCUUACCUUAAAUCUGGUCUUGAUGAUCAUUAUGAUGUUAAAAUGCCUUGCCAUCUUAUCCUCUCAAAACUUGCUGAUAAGUGUCCCUCUGCUGUAUUGGCAGUGUUAGACUCGUUGGUGGAUCCUCUUCAGAAGACUAUUAAUUUUAGGCCAAAACAAGAUGCUGUUAAGCAAGAGGUUGAUCGUAAUGAAGACAUGAUUCGGAGUGCUCUUCGGGCAAUUGCUUCUUUGAAUCGCAUCAGUGGAGGAGAGUGCAGUCAUAAGUUCAAGAACCUCACGAGUGAAAUAGCAAAAUCCCAAACGCUGUGGGAAAAAUAUUGUUCCAUCCGAAAUGAGUGAUGAAUGGUUACACGGCCAUGUGCCAAAUUGUUGCUUGAUAAGCGUGAUAAAGGAGAAUGUUGUUCUUGAUGUCUUUUGGGAUUUGUAUCUCAGCGGAUAAAGGAAAAACAUGAGUAAAAGGUCAUAUGCCCCCCCCACUGCCCAGAAGUGAUACACUUGAAAUGCUAUUUGAUGGGGGGUUCUUACGAACAACACCACAUAAUUGAGUCCUUGCCCCAUAUACGUUGGGUGUCUUGCUUUCCUUGUAUAGGGUUAGUCCUUAUGUUUUCCUAUCUAGGCCUCUUGUUGUUUGAUCAGGUUUUGUAACAUCAUGACCAUUAUUAAUUAUACACUGGCGUUUUCUUUUUCCCUUCUGCUGCCCAUUUUUGUGUGAUUUUGAUCAGGAUGCAAAAUGCUGAUUGUCAUUUUGAAGGAGAAGUCAUCAAGUCUGCGCACAGAUAGACGGAAUUGUGUACAAACAUAUCGUUGUUUUAUUACUUUAUUCUACUUCUAUCGUACUUUCAAACUUAUAUCCCCCUCUACCUUAGUUGUUAUAUGAGCACCAUAGCUUGAAAAGUAAGUUAGAAACUAUUAUGAUAGAGAAUGAUAUUGGAAAUUGACGAGAAGUAAAUGUAAUGGCUAUUGCCCAUAGUGCAUCAUUAAUCUGCUUGUUGGUUAGUCUUUAAGCCUAUCGCCUUAAUGCUAAGAUUUGACACUUUUUCUUGAAAUAUGGCCGACUGCUGCCUCUGGUUUCUCCCCCUUUGUUUGUAAGUCUUAAUGGAGGGCACUAGAAAAGCCAA
This is a messenger RNA of Ilex paraguariensis (yerba mate), 4247 nucleotides long. Lineage: Eukaryota; Viridiplantae; Streptophyta; Magnoliopsida; Aquifoliales; Aquifoliaceae. The record is from the annotation of a GenBank genome assembly.